AUGUCGAAUGAAGUAGCUCAAUUGGCUCAGGCCACAGGGCUGGCCAUGCAAAAUAAGCCCGGGACAAUGCUUCCGAAGGUUUUAGAGACCGCCAUGUCAGUGUAUCGAUCAGCUGCAAAUCCGUCAACUGAGUUGGGCAGAAUAUGUUCCAAAUUGUUCAUUGAUGUACUCAAUCAUGAUGAAGUGGUAACGAGCGAAAAACCAUUUAUAUCGUCUCAGCAUUUGGCCAUAUUGUCGCAAAUGUGCCGAACUACAAAGGAUCAUGUCAUAGUUCAAAAUGCCAUAUUGGGAUUCAGUCGAUGCUACGGAUGGCUUUUCGAUCUGGUAGCCAAGACUUCCAAUAAAGAGCUUUGGGAUACUAUGGAGCAGCUCAAGGGAUUCAUUUUAUCGAAAUGGAAAACGCCUUAUCCGCUGUCAGCCAGCGAAGAUAUUCUAAAUGACCACGCCCGAUCCCUCGGAGUAAAAUUGGCUGUUGUCAAAUUUAUCUCUACAUUGGUUAUUGUGCACACACAGGGGCCUCCGGGCUCUGGAGUAGCUGCGCUCCCCGAUUCCCACCCUAUAAUCCCAUCCAAGGCCCAACUUGGGUCAGGAGCUAAAAAAUUGCUAGACUACCUGCUGAGCUAUCUCUCUGAAGAACCUAUGAUGGUCUCAAGCUUGUUUAUGGGCGUACUGAACUGUCUAGCCUUCAUUAUGAAGCAACGUUCGCAAGCCACAAGUCGUAUCCUCAAUGGUAUUUUGAGAUUUAACGUGGACAACAAAUAUCAGCAGGACGCCGAGAAAGUUUUGCAAUAUCGAUUGGCCAAAAGGUUCGUGGAACGAUGCUAUAAAGUAUUUGUUCAAUUCGGUUUGAAAUCACAGUUAAUCAAAAACUCUGGCAGCUCCUCCCAAUAUCAUGCUAAGUUGUCCAAAAUUUCUCAGACUUUACACGUUAUUGGCGAAGAGACUAAAUCCAAGGGCAUUAUGAACUUCGAACCCAAGCAAGUGGAACGAAAAAUGCCAGCACGCGAAAGAGCAAAAUACAUCGCUUACGUUAAAUCCUCGAGUCAAGCGGCUGCUGCAAAAGCUGAAACUGUUCAAACUACAUGGCUGUCCCCAGAGAUGCAAUUAUUGAAUAAUUUACAGGAAUACACCAUGACAAAAAACUCGACCACCGGGUUUUUCAAUACAUCCCCAGUCGCUAUCGAUAACACCUAUGCAUCAGCGUUUUCUCUAAUGAACAGUAAGCACUCGGAGAUAGAUAUUUCCAAACUACCACCAAAUGUAAUCGCAAAAUUAUGCACAGAAUCACUCUAUCAAAGUGACAUCAACAAGAUCAUAGCAGGAUUGUCCAUAGUAGCAGCUCGCUAUACCGAUCUCAUGAACAAGGCGCCACGUCCUGAUGUUUCAGUGAAACGUCCUCUUGAGGAUGGCAACGAUUUUACACAGCCGGCUAAAAGACAGGAAACAUCGAAAGCUUUGGAAGAUGAAGAUAUAUCUGAAGAUGAAGACAAGCAAGACUUUAUUUUGGCCCCACCUGCCCCGAUGUCUGAAGAAGAGAAAAAAGAACAUUUUGCGAGAAUCUUAACACAUAUACUUGAUGUGAGAAAAGCAGACGAGGAGGAAGACGCUUAUGACGAAGCGCCCGACAAUCUACUGCACAAAGUAAGACUAAUGAAGUGGAACAGCAAAACGUCUUGGUUGACACUGCUGACCAGAUUGGCAACUCGAGGGCUAGUUCAUAAUAGUGAAAUGAGUAAUACUGCAAGACUUGCUAUUUAUGAAUACUUUCUAGACGAUUUUGGCAAUCGUGUUGAUGUUGUAAUUGAAUGGCUAAGCGAGGAAUGGUACUUUGAGUCUUUGCAGAAUGGCAGCAGUUCUAAAGAAACGCCAAUUUACGACGAAUGGUCUUUGAAAGUCUUGGACGCUUUGGUACCGGUCUUGGAACCCUCACAUAGGCGUCUGUUUAUUAGAUUAGUGAGUGAGUUACCUCGGUUAACUCAGUCGCACAUCGAAAGAAUCAAAUCCAUAUGCCUAGACCCGCUUCGAGGCUCUCUGGGAUUUCAAUCGCUCAAAUUCAUGCUAAUGUUCAGACCUCCGGUAAAGCCAUUUAUUCAAAAAUUGUUGGUUGCCAUGCGGGACGAGGACGAAUCGGUAAAAGAAAAUUGCGACGCCAUACUGAAUAAAUUCUUUUAA
Molecule: messenger RNA, 2172 nt
Organism: Lachancea sp. 'fantastica'
Lineage: Eukaryota; Fungi; Ascomycota; Saccharomycetes; Saccharomycetales; Saccharomycetaceae
Source: the annotation of a GenBank genome assembly